Messenger RNA from Schistosoma rodhaini, 1611 nucleotides. NCBI's taxonomy places the organism in Eukaryota, Metazoa, Platyhelminthes, Trematoda, Strigeidida, Schistosomatidae. The record is from the annotation of a GenBank genome assembly.
AUUGGAGCGGGGAGGUGAGUUUGAACUCCUCGAAUGUUGUCGUUGGUCGCUUUUACAAAUUAGUAGUGUAUUACAUGCAACCUAUCUGGAAAACUUCGUCCGAAUUUCUCUCCAACGGAUGCUGAUUGGCUAGUGAACAUUAAACUGAAAUUUUGUUUUGGAAAAAUUUACACACUUAACGUUUCCGCGUAUCUGUUUAACCGGACUUCCUAUGGCUUUCCUUAUCGGUGGCAUAGAAGGAGGUGCUACGAUUUCUCGAAUGGUUUUACUGGACUCCUCAGGAAAUCAGUUAGGUUAUAGUGAAGGACCUCCCACAAAUCCAUGGUUACUAGGUUUAGAAGAAGCUGCUGAACGUAUUUUGAAUCUCGUAAAAGAUGUAUUAAUCAAUUCUAACCGACAACCAACAGAAACACUUGCCCGUCUAGGUCUAUCAUUGAGUGGUGCCGAUACUGAAGCAAACCAAAAUGAGCUAGUUAAUGCUAUCAAAAAACACUGUCCAAAUGUCGCACAAGAAAUUCAUAUAUGUAAUGACAGUAUUGGUACCUUUUUAACAGUAUGUGAUAAAGCCGCAAUAAUAUUAAUUUCUGGAACAGGAUCAAUAUGUUGUUAUGUACGAGAAAAUUUAACAUUUCAACGUAUCGGUGGUUAUGGACAUUUACUAGGUGAAAAAGGUUCAGCUUACUGGAUUGCACAGAGAAUGAUAGAAAAACUCAUUUUAUCAGACGACAAAAUUAUAGAUACUACUUAUAACUUGGAUAAUGUACGUAGAGUUAUUUAUGCCUAUUUUAAUGUAGAAAAUAAUCUAGAAUUACUUCAACAUUUCUACACAGAUUUUAGUAAAAAUAAAGUUGCUGGACUAUGUGAACAUUUUUCUCGAAUUGCUCGAACUGGAGAUCCGUCGGCUAAAGAUGUGUUUUAUGAUGCCGGUGUUCAAUUGGCCCGACAUGUCAGAGCUGCCUUAUAUUACUAUGUUAUGGAUUCAAUGUCUCGCAGUCAAAACUUAACAGUUGUUUGCUGUGGUUCAGUAUUCAAGAGUUGGGAUCUAAUCAAAGAUGGUUUUAAAGAUUUUCUGAAACCGUCUGAAAAUAGCGAAUGGACAGGGACCUUAGAAUUAGUUCAACUAAAGCAUAGUGCAGCUUAUGGUGCCGCUCGUCUUUCUGUUCACUCUGAUUCCAAAGUGACUAUCCCUACAGACUCAGGUGUACAGUUUGAUAAAAUUUCGUUCGGUGUCACUUUUUAAUACUUCAACAUAUGUGUGCAUUAACUUUUAUAUUGUUAAGACUAUAAAACGGAUUUUCUUUGUAAGCAACAAUAAUUUCCAGGGUUUUUUUAUAGUUUUUAGUAUUUUUCUGUAUUGUUUAGUAGUAUUUUCAAUUUCAAUAUUAUUCCUCUGUGUGCUUAUUUAUUGGUUUGGUUUAAUGAGAAAAAGCAAACAAAAUUGAUAGGACUUCUUUUCCUAACUCUCUUGGUUACAUUAAUGUAUUUAAGAAACUAUUGGGAAAGUAUACAAUGGUUACCUUUAACAACUUUUAGAUGAGAUUAAAAAUUUUCAUACUUGAAAUCAUGAGUCAAUUGAAGCUAGACUACCAUGGAAAACCUGUAAGCACUGGA